This is a messenger RNA of Orussus abietinus, 4710 nucleotides long. RefSeq names its product dentin sialophosphoprotein. Lineage: Eukaryota; Metazoa; Arthropoda; Insecta; Hymenoptera; Orussidae. The record is from RefSeq and is a predicted model, not a curated record. The transcript is spliced from 13 exons. Bases 353 to 3001 code for a protein of 882 amino acids.
GAGUGGUGUUUCGUUUAGGAGAGUGGUACGCGUUUCCGGGGAAAAGUCACGCUUCUUUAUCUUUCUUCUUCGCCGUGGAGUACUUAACGGGUCACCGACGAGUGACAGGUUAGUACGAAGUUCGCGCCCGUUGUCUCGGUGUCAAAAGUGAAGGUACAGCCGAGGACCCUGGUCGAAAGACCCGCCGAGUGGAAGGACCCGGCGUCCUGAUCCGACCGGUCGCGCGCGUGCAGAUCGUGCGCACGCGGAGAGGUUCGCGCACCUUCGCCGUACCCGGCAGGCUUUCAAGAUUCUCGAAUCACACCUAUGCCAACCUUUCCUAAAAUGUCGGGUACCCUUUAAGAAGACCGGCAUGUCCAGCACCGUCGGCGGGGGCGGCAGUGCGGGGAGCGGGGGCGGCGUCAAUGGGGCCCUCAGUCUGAUGGGCUGCGUGAGGGAGGCGUCGCCUCCCCCUCGGGAUCCCCUCGGCGUCGUCGAGCUCUCCACGCACCAAGUCGACGUUGCGCCCAAGGAACCGAAAAAGCGACGUUUUCAUCCACUUCGGGGACUUCGGAGAAUUUUCCGUAGAAAAAGUCGAGGUGCUGCCGAUUCUAGACUGAGUCCUGGUAUCGGCGAUCAAGAUGGUGACUUAGUGAACCGAAACCGAGAAAAUAUCACUCUCAGGCAUCCUGCAGGACGUCCUGAGGAAGCUCGAAGUCGCAGUGCUAGCGAACUCCUGACGGAUUCCUGUGACAGAGACAGCAAACCACCGACCGGCUGGCAGAGAAAGUACAGAAUAGCUUCGACGUCCCUCAAAACACGUCAAUCCUUCAAACAUAUCUUCCUACGGCGAAGCGGCGUGGAAGAGUCCUUCGCGAAAUUACGCGGCGGUACCGCACAACUCUCGGUGUCUCACGACAGCGUCUUCCCCGGAGAAGUGGCCCACAGCCGGCCGCUCUCUUCCCUGGAUACUCUCGCUACUUUGGAGCGAAGGCAAGGCAAGUCCGGAGAUUCCGUUCACGUUGACAAGGAGACCACCCCGCGCGUCGUGCACAGGCACAGGAUAUCCCUUCGGGUGCUGGAGCAGAUCAAGACGGUCAUAGAGAACCGGAAUCAGCUGGCCACAUCGACCUCCGGUUUGGAGACGAGCAUCGUGCACUCCACCGGAGAGCGUUAUCACCAGGAAACCACCGAGAACCGCUUCGCUGGAUUCGACAAGCAUGAGCGAGUACACGAAGAGACUCAAGUUAAGGUAACCAAAUCACCGAAGGAUGCUGGAGAAAAAUCUGUCCAAUCACCAAAGGAAGACUUGCCGCAAUUGGAGAUCGCCAGUUUGAACCACACGGCCGCUCUCCACCGGAUUUCCGUGCGGCCGAAGAACAGAAGGCCGCCUCGACGCACGGCGCCGCAAAGCAGCCCAGCGUCCGUCGUCCCGAGCGUCGCGACGAUCUCGGAAGCGUCCGAUACCCUGGACAGUCUGGAGCCGAUGAGCAGCACCGGGAGCUGCGCCGACUCGCCGAUGGAGUCGAAGCCGGUCUCGUUGCUACGGAAGUCCUCGAGCCGGCUGUCGAGGACGUCUGAAAUCUUCGAGGAAUUGGAGGCCAAGCUGCCAAGGAAGCCACCCAGCGUAACCUCGUUGUCCCCGGACAGCCUGGACACGCCGGCGACGAAGAGUUGCGAGGUACCCGAGCACGUCGAGUCGGUCGAAGUCAGACAGAUUUCCAGGAGACCGUCGAAUCGCAUCUCGAAGGGGUCCGACGUGUUCGAGGAGCUGGAGGCGAAGCUGCCCUGGCGCAGGUCCUCGUCGAAUCGGAUCUCCAAGUCACCGGAGAGCCUGGAGAAUUCCCGGUACUCCAAGUCGACCGAGGGUUUCGAGAAGCUGGUGGAGGACGAAGAGGCGAAGCCGGUCGUUAAGAGGCUCCUGAACCCGAUCUCGAAGUCGACCGACAGAGUCUUCGAGUCCUCGGACAGCCUGGAGGUGGCGGUGGAAGAGCACCAGGUCGAGCGCCGCAGGAGCAGCUUCGAGCUGCGGGGCCGCAGGUCGGCCAAGUCCAUCUCGAAGUCGAUAGAGAGCUUCGAGGCGCUCGAGGCGGAAAGCGAGCUGCAAAAAAGGAGCAGUGCCUCGGACGUGAACCUGGCCAGGGGUAGGAGAUACUCCAGGAGCGUUUCGAAAUCCUCGGACAGCUUCGAGAGGAUGGAAUCCAUCGAGGCCGCCCCGGAGCCGGCGAUCGGGUCGAGCACCGACCCUCCGGGUAGUCGGAGCUGCUGGAGACCCGCGAAGAGGGCGGCAGCGUCCUCCGAGAGCUCGGACAACCUGGAGGCCGAGGACGAACUCGAGAACCGCAAAGUCAGGCGGCCCCCGAAGCGGGUACCCAGCACGAGCGUGGUCGACGUCGUGCCCUCGGAGAGUCUCGACGACGAGAGGAGAUCGAGCACCCCACCUGGCAAGCCACCGAGGCUUCAGAAGUCCUCGGAGAGCUCCGAGCUCGGCAGCACGGAUACCAUCGACUCCGAGAAGCCGAACAAGCUGUCCGACAGCACCGAGACCCUGGACAGUCUGGAGAAGGACCUCGAGCAGGACAGGAAGGAGGAGGAAAUCACUGACAACGUCGUGGAGAGACGCGAGAAGAGCGAUGCCUGGGCUGCCAAAACGGCGGAGACCGCUACCGUGGAUAACUCGGAGGAGGCGAAACCUCUCAUCUCCGACAAGAACUAUUGGCGACGAUCCUCGGACACGAAGGAGAACAUCGACAUCCAUCAGCUUCUCGCCAUCACCAUCGUCACGAGAAUGGCCGAUAACGGGAACCAAAGGAAUUCCGUCAUCUUCCCGAAGAAGAAGCUCUCUUCUCCACCGACCUCGCCGGUCAAGCAGGAGGACAAUAAGAUGCUCUUCAACAAUCUCCUGGCUAGCAAAAACGACGAGGAUUUGCAAAACAUGCUCAAUGGAAACAUAUCCGAGGUGUCGACCGACACCAAAAGCUUCAAGGAGAAGCUGAUCAUGUUCGAAAAGCUCGGCAAGUGAACGGCCUCUGUUCUCGUUUCGGAAACGUCUGGUCCAGCUGAAGAUUAAUCGUUUGUACAUAACGAGGGAUUUCUUUUCUUUCUAGAGAAAGCCUGUCCGACAAUUAAAUGGUCGGGACAAUGCGAUGACUGUGUUUAAAUUAAAGUGUCUCGACUACUCACGCGAAUGUUGAGCAGUUGACUCGGUCGGCCAAAAUCAUGCCAGGAAAAGAUAUAUCACUUUAAUGGCCUUUUCGUUAAAGACGUACUCUUCGUAUCCAACGGAUUUUUCUUUCCUCUCCUUUUUUGUACAUCUCUCGAUUACUUUUACGCAUUAUUUAAAUCACUGGAGUGUGCGAUUAUCUUCGCACGACCUUGAAAACUUAACGCAUUUCGUCGAUUCGGGAAAUGCGGAGGAGAGAUACGAUUAUUAACACAGGCUGAAGAAAUGUGUCACUUAUUAAUUGAGGACGAGCGCAUUUCACUGAGAUUCUGCCGGAAGCUUCGCGUGCGAGGCUUUCGCACCCAGUAUUACCCCACGUAAUUGUAGUGGCAUAACGUGUUUACGAUCACACGUUGUUAACACUCUAGGACUGUAGAUGUAACGAAUUGUUGUACAGUAGAGUAGAGACGGUCCCAGGGGAUCGACUAUACAUACUUAUACAUACAAACAAUAAUAUUCUGUGUAAAUAAAACUUCGUGUAAUAUACGUCGCUGAAUGUUAUUAAAGGUCUAUCGCGUUAACGGGUAUACUUCCUCAGACUUUCUUUAGCGUUUACUCUGAGGGCAAUUAUGUAAAGUCAUGUCUAGUCCGUCUUGAAAUUGAUUUAAACCAUGAAUUCUCCAUUGCGAUGUGUAAUUGGCCUAAGUGUUUUCUACGAGAAAUUUUAUCUUGGUUUAUUCUACGGAAUAUCGGUACGCGCAGAAUUGUCUUUUUGUUGUAAAGGAAUUAAUCAAUUGCGAUGCAAUUUAAAUUCUUUCACAGUCCACAGACUUUGCGCGGUGUCUGGAUAAUCAAUGAGCGAUUGUAUCGCGAUUCGGUGUAAAAGAGCUCCCAAAGCCAAUGUUGUAAUUGUUCGCUUCUUGGACGAGAAUUUUGCGAAAAGAUAAUUUAAACUAGACCCACGGCACGAAUGCAGUGAUUGUCCUGCUUCCGGACAAAGCCUCUGCACCGUAAGAUUUAAAUUGCAUGUUCAUUUUGUUUUUCUUUUCCACAAAGUGGCACUAUGUACACGGGCUUCUCGAGCUCCAAAGCUCCCUAUACAUUGAUGUACCUAUCUUAAACCUUCAAGUGCCUUACUAGACGGAUUGAUGAUUCAGCCUGCUGAAUUGAUACGGCAUGUUUUGCCUUUAGAUAAGGACACGUUCAUAGACUCUUGCAAACUUUGCCUAAUACGGUUACUUCUUACAUUUCAUAUCGAAGUGGGCAGUAUCCGGAUCCGACUGUGUUGUUUGUACCUCUACCUUCCCAAUUCCAAUAUUUGACGCGAUUUUCGGUUACUCGACCUAAUAUAAACCGGUUAAAGAUUUCUGCAUUGCUAGCGGCAAUACUAUUUGGAAAUACUGAUGUCCAGUUAACAGAUAUUACCCGUGCAUGUAAAGCCCUAGCGUAAAGCAUCGCUAAUUGAAUCGUGCGGAAGGUAGUUAAGCAGUCAGUAUAAUAUUGUGAAAUUAUUCUAAGGAUAAGAAAACGAUUACACGCAAUGUAAAUAAAGCUGCCAUCGAUAUAUA